Messenger RNA from Austrofundulus limnaeus, 3427 nucleotides. RefSeq names its product ring finger protein 216 (gene rnf216). NCBI's taxonomy places the organism in Eukaryota, Metazoa, Chordata, Actinopteri, Cyprinodontiformes, Rivulidae. The transcript is spliced from 17 exons. The record is from RefSeq and is a predicted model, not a curated record. The coding region runs from base 164 to 3361 and encodes 1065 amino acids.
GUCGCGUGAGACGCUUCUGUUCUUGUUUUGGCAGUUACUUUCGUUAUAGGUUCGAUUAGAGACUGUCGAAAAGGCGGACUUGAAGGUGUACUACGACGACGUUGUGAUGCUGCGGUCUGGGCUCUGAAUGUGAUCUCAGGAAGCUGGUAAAUGUAGUUUCACGAUGGCAGAUGGAAACACAGAGGAUGACGUUAUUGUCCUGGCAAGCUUCAAUGUCCACAGAAGUCAAGGCUCUCGUUCAGGUCCGAGGGAGCUCAUCACCAUCUCUGAUGACUCUGAUGAGGAAACUGUGGCUUUGCUACCAGGCAGCCCGGUUUUAGUCCCGGACGAUGCAGAUGAGGAUGAUGACAUCAGCAUCCUGGAGCCACCUGUUCUGGCACACAGGCCUGUAAUUCGCCAAGCGGCCACAUGGGUCAGAACCAACCAAAUUCAAUUUGUAGUUCAAAGUAGUACAGCCUCUAGGGUUCCCUCAGGGGAUCCAGGUUCUGCUCUCUCUACCUCCAGAGAUGCCAAGACCAGCCAGCCAGCUGCACACACACAGAGUGCAGCGCCGCCUGGCUCACCUGGACUCUUAGAGCCGCAGCCCGGUCCUUCAUCAUCACACACACAAUCCCAGCCAAAGCUUCACACACACAUUCAGCAUCAAGAUGGCACGCCAGCAUGUACAGAAGUGGAGAUCCACUUUGUUCCGUCUACCUCCACAAACGCCAAGGCGUGUGCCACUUCAUCUCAAACACAAAGACUUUUCAAUCCUCAGCCCGGCACGUCUGCACCUUCACAGCCACGUCUGUCUGAGCAGCAGACGAGUGUCUCUGCUGGCGCCACGCAAUAUCCUGCUCCAACGACAGCCUCGUGUUCUGCACAGACUCAAGAGAGACCUAGUACAAGUAGGCCAACGCCAGACGGUGCACAGCCCAGCACUUCAUCUGCGAGUCCUCAGCCUGGUACUUCUACACAGGUCCAGGCGGUUGUGCUGCCCCACUCCAGCAUCGUGAAGGGGAAGCUGGUUCUCCUUCCUCAGCAGCCGAGCGUCCAAGCCUCUGCUCUGAUAAGCCAGCCUCAGCUGCCGCAGCGGCUCCAAUGGCAAAAGCUGGUGGUGUCACCCAAUUCAAGGGAGGUCAACCUCAUUCAGAUUGAGCCCCAAUCCCUGGCCCAGGCCCCCACCCAGCCCGCAGUCCAGCCCGCUCAAAACCCUCAGGUCCUACCCGUGGUUCCCCCUGCAGUUCUAGUAGCCGCUGCUCCGGAGAGACUAGGUCCUCCAGAGGCAGGCCACAGGAUCAUCCUGGGGAGUCAGGUGCCAGCGGAGCCGGUUCCCAAUCCUCUAGCUCCCAACCACAACAUCAGGCUGCCAAACAGGAACGCUGACCCUCCAGAACCUCACAAUGGAGGAGAGGCCGGCCUACUACGGCCUCCAAACCCCCAACAGGUUAAUCCAGCUCCUGUGCUCGUGGCAGUCCCCCCUGCUCCCGAGGACAUUCCACAAAUAGAGGAUGCAAGACCUGGACCGUCUGCACCGCAAGACAGACCGGAUCAGCGGCCUCUUGUUCGAGCCCUCAUCACUGGUGUGCGGAAUCUGUUCCCAGAUGUUCAAGAAGCCUAUGUAGCAGAACUGAUCACUAAGAAUAACGUGAAAGACUUGAAUGUUAUCUGUAACCUGCUGCUGGAGAAUCCAGAGUUUUCCGGGAGUGAGGCGGCAGCAGCAGCCACAGUAGCUCCCACCAGUAUCCUGCUAGAGUCAGGAGACACCCAGACCGAGGUCACAGAGGACUUGUUUGACUAUGCGAAGCUGAGCUCAAUGGGACCUGAAGUUGUGAUGCAGGCAGCCGACCUGCUCAUGGCAGAUUUCAGGAUGCUCAGCUGUCAGGACAUCAAAUGGGCUUUAAAUGUUCUGAAGGGACACUAUGCAAUCACACGCAAGGCCUUAUGUGAAGCGCUGAAGAAGUGGCAGGAAUCAGGCGACAUGUCGGGAAAGAGACGACGAUGCAGAACCUCCUCGGAGCGCUGCUACGUAGAUUUUCACUUUGAGCACGGUUCGGUAAAGUUGAACCGAAGGAUGUAUUUCUUGGAGAAAGACCGUCGGUACUGCAGGACGUACAACAACCUAGAAGCUUCUGUGCAGAAGGAGCUCACGUUUUAUCAGCAGAAAGCCAAGGAAUGGGCAGAGCACGAGGACUUCCUGCUGGCUCUGCAGGUGAAUGAAGACGAAUACAAGAAGGACGGUCAGCUGAUCGAGUGCGGCUGCUGCUACGGGGAGUUUGCGUUUGAGAAGAUGACGCAGUGUUCAGACGGUCACCUGUUCUGUAAAGAGUGCCUGGUUAAAUACGCUCAGGAGGCUGUGUUCGGCUCUGGAAAGUUGGAGCUGAGCUGCAUGGAGGCAGGCUGCCCCUGCUCCUACCCCAUGUGUGAGCUGGAUAAGGUCCUUCCAGAGACCAUCCUGUGUAAAUACAAUGAGAGACAAGCAGAAGAGGCGGUGGCCGCCACCUGCGCCGAUGAGCUCGUGAGGUGUCCGUUUUGUAACUUCCCAGCCUUACUGGACAAAGACAUGUCUUUAUUCAGCUGUCCCAACCCUCGGUGCCGCAAGGAGAGCUGCAGAAAGUGUCACGUCCAGUGGAAGCAGCACAUGGGGAAGACCUGCGAACAGGUUCUGGAGAGAGACGAGAUCCGCAUGAGAGUGCUUUUCGAGGAGCGCAUGACAGCGGCCCGGGUCAGGAAGUGCGUCAAGUGCGGGAUGGGGCUGGUCAAGUCUGAGGGCUGCAACCGUAUGUCGUGCCGCUGCGGCAGCUUCAUGUGCUACCUCUGCCGAGAGCCCAUCACCGGCUACAACCACUUCUGCCAGCACGCCCGCUCCCCCGGCGCGCCGUGCCGCCACUGCCGCAAGUGUUCCCUCUGGACCGACCCUACGCAAGAUGACGAGCGAAUCAUUCAGGAGAUCCAGAAGGAAGGUGAAGCUGAGCUGAGUAAGAAGUGUGCAGACACUUCAGGGAAAAGAGUUGGCCCGCCCCCAGACGUCACCACAGACGGCAAGAGACCCCGUGUGGGUCCACCGCUGGAGAACCCACCUAACCCGAACCCAGCACCACUUCCACCCCCACAAGCGGUACAAGCCCCGCUGUUCGUUCCGCCACGCGGCCGCUUCCCAGAUCCGGCUCUCCCGCCGGGCCGGAUGUACCACCAGAUCAUCAUACCUCGACUGCCCCCGGCACCUUACGCCCCCAUCCCACAGAACCUGCCCCCCAUGAACAACAACAAUAACAACAACAACAACCAGCCGAACCGCAACCACCCCUUCAACCCUCAUCACCACAACAUGGACAUGCCCAUGCACUACGGACCCCCUCCAUACUACUACAGACGCUUCUAACACACCGUCUGCGAGCGGGUGUGACACACACACACACACACACACACACACACACACACACACACA